AACACCGAUCUCCACUCCCACGUCACACGCCACGCUUCCGCCCCCAAAUCGGCAAACCCUCGCCGCCGCCGACGAUGGCCGGGCGGCCGCCGUUCACCAACAUGGACCGGGAUACGGCGGCAGCCUUGCGGCGCAGCGGCUUCAACCCGCGCAAACUGGACGGAGCCGCGGAGCAGCUGUGUACAUACAUCUACACCGAGCUCCUCCCCGCGCCGCCCGUCUCCGGAGCCCCCGUCCGCGGCCUCGUCAUCACCGACGCCGCGCACGACCCCGCCCUCCCCGCCGCCGACGGCGUAGACCGCCUCAGCGCCCUCCCCGACACCCUCCUGCGCCACAUCCUCUCCCGCCUCGCCGUCACGGACGCCGCGCGCACCGCCGCGCUCGCCUCGCGCUGGCGCAGGCUCUGGCUCUCCGCGGAGCCGGUCCUGGUGGACACAUUCCUCCGGCCCGACGACUACCUCUGGCCGCCCACCCCCGCCAACACGCCGGCCAUCACCGCCGCCGUCUCCGGCAUCCUCGAGGCGCACCUGGGGCCCUUCCGCUGCGUGCACCUCACCUGCAGCCACAUGGGCGCGCACCGGGCCCAGCUCGCGCGCUGGCUGCAGCUCCUCGCCGCCAAGGGCGUCCAGGAGCUGGUGCUCGUCAACCGGCCGUGGCCGUUCGACGUGCCCCUCCCGGACACGCUCUUCGGCAUCAGCACGCUCGUCCGCCUCUACAUCGGCCUCUGGAAGCUCCCGGACACAGCCGGCCUGCGCGGCGCCUCCUUCCCCCACCUCCGGGAGCUCGGCAUCUGCACCGUGGUGAUGGAGCAGGGGGACGUCGACUCCAUCGUCGCCCGCUGCCCCGUCCUGGAGAUCCUCAACAUCCAGGGAUGCCACAUGGGGCUCCGCCUACGCCUCGUCAGCCAGAGCCUACGCUGCGUGCAAGUCUGCAGCUCAGUUGUGGAGAGCAUCAUGGUGGUGAAGGCUCCAUGCCUCGAGCGGCUCGUCCUGGAGGGAUGCCGGCACACGGCUGCUGGCCUAUCUACCAGGGUCAGCAUUGCUGAUGCCCCAAAGCUUCAUUCGAUUGGAUCCUUGGAGCCAGGAAAUCAUGUGUUGGAGAUCGGAGGCACUAUCAUAAUGUUUCAGGCUGGGGUAAAGGUGAGCAGAAGCAGCAUUCUCACAAGCAUCAGGACCCUCAGCUUACAUGUACGUUUCGCGGUCCCCAGUGAGGCAAAUAUGGUUUCAACAUAUCUCCAAUUCUGCCCAAACGUCGUGCGACUGCAUAUCACGUCCAGAAAAUGUAGUCAGCACACUGGUAAUCUAAUGCUCAAUUGCAAGUUGGGUCCCACUGAUAGUGCCAUGUCGCGCAUCAAAGUAAUGUAUUUCCGUGAAUUCCGAGGGGAGCAAAGCGAGAUUGCCUUCCUCAAGCUCUUCUAUAAGAGCGCGAAGGUGUUGGAGGCUGCAGUGGUAAUCAUGGCGGACCCAUGCUUCACACCGUUUCGGGAAGAUGUAGCGUUUUCCAAAGUGUGGCAAGCUUCUGAAGUCAGUAGGUGCCAACUCAUCAGUGUUCAUCUGGGUACAGGUCCUGAAGGAGGCAAGGCGUGGAGUUUAAAAAAUGAGAGUUAUUUUCCAUCCGAGGAACUUCUCCCAGUGAAGAUCAUCAGCCUAGGGCAGUAGAAGUUUCUUGGGAUGUGCUGAACUAUGAUCAUGUGUGGUAUCUGCAAUCUGCUUCACUUGCUAGCCGCCCCUCAAAUUUGUGACCUGAUAUCUGGUGGAAUCAGACAUACCAUGAAUCGGUAUUUUUGCUUGCUGUGAACUCUGUGAUAUCUUUGCACAAUAUGGUCUUGCCAUGCAUUGCAGUGAUCACAUAUCUAUCUAUCUAUCUUUGAACUGCAUGAACAGUGACUUUAAUACAAGCCCUGCCAUUCCUUUUCA
Triticum aestivum (bread wheat) is the source of this 1916-nucleotide messenger RNA. Its product is annotated as F-box/LRR-repeat protein 13. Bases 75 to 1658 code for a protein of 527 amino acids. The transcript is spliced from 3 exons. The record is from RefSeq and is a predicted model, not a curated record. Gene Ontology annotation, molecular function: protein binding. Lineage: Eukaryota; Viridiplantae; Streptophyta; Magnoliopsida; Poales; Poaceae.